Molecule: messenger RNA, 9791 nt
Organism: Chilo suppressalis (striped riceborer)
Lineage: Eukaryota; Metazoa; Arthropoda; Insecta; Lepidoptera; Crambidae
Source: the annotation of a GenBank genome assembly
CAUGGACGUACUUUUAAUGUUAAGUGGGUAUCGACUAUACAGAUCUCGAUUCUCGACCCGACUCUUUCAUAGUGGGACAGAAAUCAUGCUGCUGUGCCGUUUGCCUCCGCACUAUUAUCGAACUCAGAAAAUCAAUACACCGAACACCGUCAAGUCUUUUUAAAAUGAGAACGUGACAAAAUAAUAAUUUUCAUCGAAGAAAAUAUUUUAUUUAAAAAAAAAGCUGUUGAGAUUUGAUGCUCAUUUUUUAUUUAUUUACAAAGUGAUGAGUAUUGUCAUAGUUACGGCGUGGUAGAACAUUUUGCGCGUUUGAAUAACUGCUUUUUGCUGCAAAUUAUUACUGUUAAAGGUUCUUGUUGGUUAAGGUCAAGAAUUAUACAUUAUACACCAAAAUAAUUAUAAGUUAAAAUGGAAGAAAUUAACGGGGAGCUUUACGGGGAUGGUUUAGUUAGUUUAGGAGAUGAAGGGUCUUUGGAAUCUACUGAUAAUGGGAAGCAAGAACAAAAUUGUAAAAUUUGCGAUGAAAAAUUGUGCAGUCCUAGAGUAUUGUCUUGCCUUCAUGUAUUCUGUGAAGCUUGCAUUGACAAAUUGAUGGUUAAUGAAGCUGGUGAUUCUUUGAAAUAUGAUUUAGCUGUGGAGUGUCCUUUGUGCAAACAAGAAACAAAGAUACUUGGAGGUGGGGCUGCAUCACUUCCUUCUGAUUAUCUCAUCACCAAUAUUCUGGAUGUAUCGGCUAUGGAUCAAUCUGUAGUUUGCACUUGCUGCAAGAGUAAGGAACCUGCUGUUGCUAGAUGCACUGAUUGCUCUCAUUUCCUCUGCUCUAACUGCAAUUCUGCUCAUGAGUUCAUGCGAUGCUUUGAGAACCACCGGGUUGUUCCAUUUGAUGCUCUGCGGUCCUCUAAGGAGAAAACUGCUGUGCACAAGCCAAUUUUUUGCACCCGCCAUGUUGGGGAAAGUUUGAAGUUUUAUUGCUGUGAGUGUGAAGUCGGUGCCUGCACCGAAUGUUUGACUGUAGAUCAUAAGGUUGGUGAGCACCGCUGUGAGCGGAUUGUUGAUGCUGAACCCAAUCUACGAGCGGAGCUGCGCAACUUCAUAGUGGAGGCGAACACCCGGGCCGCAGCAGCUGGAAGUGCUUCUUCCAGGCUGGAUGAUGCACUAGGUGAUUUACAGCGCCAACGCGAUGAAGCAGAACAUGUUAUUAAUGAAGCCUUCCAUGCUUAUAAAGCUGCUUUAGAGAGACGUCGGGAGAAGGCUCUUGAAGAACUAGAACGCCUGCACAAGGAAAGGGAACUAAAGGUUAUGGAUUUGUUCGAUCGCGUCGAUAAGACUGUACAACGCAUUGAUUGCGCUUGUAAAUUCGCAGCACGGCUUCUUCGCCGCGGCGAUGGCACCGAAAUCGUCAUGUUAAAGAAAACGGUUGCAUCACAAUUUACACGCUUGCUGGAGGCAGCACCAGAAUUUGAUGUCGAUUACUCAUUGGAAUUUGUGACAAAAAUGGAAAAGUUUGAUGCGAUAACCGAAGAAACCUUUGGAAUAUUCCGUACGGAAGCUACUCGUGCUGAGGAAAGAAAACGUGCGAGCGAAUCCUCGGCCAUCGUCUCGGUUGCCUCGAAUUCGCAUUCACCUGCCGUAUCUGUGACUAAUGCGCCAGUCUUUGACGACUACCCUAUGCCCAGCGUUCGUCGCGUCACUGGUGUAUCUGGAGUGGGCAAUAUGGUUGGAGUGCCUGGCGUCGGAGGUGUGCCUUCCAUUGGAGUGCCGGGUGUAGGAGCAGUUCCCGGGGUAGGCGCGGUGACAAACACGAGUGUGAUUCCAGGUGUAGUCAAUGUCAACAGUGUCCCUGGGGUCGGUGGUGUCACUGGCGUCGGUGGAGUACCAGCCCUUCCCUCUAUGGUGGAAUAUAAUUUGCAGCAAUUAGCAAGCAUUGCCGAGAAAGAAGUGCCUCCGCCCCCACACGCUUCACCAGCUCCCUCGUUUACUCUCGCGGAGUUGCUUGCUGGAGAUUUGAAUUCACCCCAAGCUUACAACAACUUGCAAGCUCUGGCCAAACUUGGACUAAAUACUGAAGUUAACGGUUUUGGUGGGGUUGGUGGCGUUGGUGGGAUCGGUGGAGUGGGUCCUCGCGGAGUUUCCCCUGGUAGACCGCUUUUAACUGCUGCUGAAGAAGCUGCGCUGGUUGCGCCACCAGCUCCUCUUGUUCGCGCUACUAAAGCCACUCCCAUGCAUAUUCGAUUCAAAUUUGGCCAACUUGGAGGUGGUAAAGGACAAUUCAAUUCUCCCCAUGGCUUCUGUUUGGGCAACGAUGAAGAUAUUAUCGUUGCAGACACUAAUAAUCAUCGCAUCACGGUGUUCGAUAAGUCCGGUAAUUACAAAUUCAAUUUCGGCGUGGCUGGAAAAGAAGAGGGCCAGCUUUGGUAUCCGCGCAAAGUGGCCGUAGUUCGCGCCACCGGUAAAUUUGUUGUUUGCGACCGUGGAAACGAGAGGUCUCGCAUGCAAAUAUUCACCAAGAAUGGACACUUUCUGAAGAAGAUUGCUGUUCGGUUUAUUGAUAUUGUUGCUGGCUUGGCAGUGACAGCUGAAGGCCUUAUUGUCGCCGUUGACAGCGUUACACCAACUGUAUUCAUUUUAUCAGAGGAAGGUGACCUCAUGAGCUGGUUUGAUUGUAGCGAGUGCAUGAGGGAGCCUUCUGAUAUCGCUAUCAGUGGCAAGGAGUUUUACGUGUGCGACUUCAAAGGCCAUUGUGUCGUCGUGUUCGACGACGAAGGCCGAUUCCUGCGUCGCAUUGGCUGUGAGAAUGUGACCAACUUCCCUAACGGAAUCGAUGUGUCCGACGCUGGCGACGUACUGAUCGGGGAUUCGCACGGGAACAAAUUUCACGUGGCUGUAUUCUCCCGGGAUGGAGUGUUGGUCACAGAGUUUGAGUGCCCGUAUGUUAAGGUGUCCCGCUGCUGUGGAUUGAAGAUAACAUCCGAAGGUUAUAUUGUCACUUUGGCUAAGAAUAAUCAUCAUGUUCUAGUCCUCAACACUCUUUACAUUGUCUGAGGCGUAACUCGAUGGCUGUAAGUCUGCAUACUACAAGAUCUCACAUUUAUUCCCUAUUUUAUAUUUAAUUGCUGUUUUUACAAUGCUUAACAAUUUUUUGCUAAACCAGUAUUUGACUACUUUUUUCGUUGUUUUUGUGUUUAAAUUUCAUGUUAGUCUGAUUUUAACAUUCUGUCCAUGCGCAGUGAAAUUAGUAAUCCCAAUAUUUACUAUUUAUGCUUAAUGUUUUUUGUUUUGUGGCAUUUUAGAGAAAUAUCCUAUCACUGCUCGUGGAUAGAACUUUUAAGUCAUUAUUUCCAAAGUACUAUAUACUUAAAUUUAUGUAUUUUUUUGGUUUGUUCAUCUUCAUUUUUUAUAUGGUUGCAUUUAGUUCUAGAAACAGAAAAUCCAAAGUUUAGUAAGUAUAAUCAUUUUUUUAUAUGUAUAUUAAUAUGUAUUAUUAACUGUCCAGCCAAUUAUGAAUGGUUUUGUUACAUUUGGUUUCAGUGGGUCCUAAAGUUUCUAGUCCUCAUUAGUUUGACAUGCUCCUAGAUUAUUAAUUAAAAUUGUAGUAUUUGAAUGUGAACAAAAGACAUUAUAUUGAGUCUAUAUUAAUAAUACUAUAUUGGAGUGUGUUAACCUAUAAACAAUUUCGAAUAUUUAGGGAGAGAACCACACAGCCAAAUUCGAUUACGAUUGUGUAACCAUUGACUGGACUGUUACUUUCACGUCUAAAAUUUAGCAGCUGGUAUGGUUCCUAGUUCGAGUGAAGUAAAAUAAUGUCAAUUAGGGGAUUGCGUGGGUGUGUCGCCUCAAAUAAUUUUAUUAGAUUUUUAUUUUCAUCCCCAAUAUGUAUGUUUUAAAGUGAUCGACCAUAAUUAACAUCGGAUUUGCUUAUUAACUUACAAUUACGCACAAUUGAGUUUGUUAUAAACAUUUUUUUUAGACAUUGUGACCAAAGGAGGCGACACCAAUAUUACGUGCCAUCUAGUUUAGGUUAAUCUCGUAUACAAUAUUAUAUAUUGUCCGUUAAAAUAUAUUUACCAUUUACAGAAUUCUUGUGUCUAUACAAAAUGUUUUCAUGUACUCUUGUUUUGAGAGCCUAUUAAAAUAUUGAACGGUUUUUUCAUGAGUAGGCAUUAUAAUAUACAAUUAACAUUGUUUGGUUCAUUAUAAAUUAACUAGGUGAACCACUAAGCUGUAAUAUUGGGAAACCACUUAAAAUUAACACUGCAAUAAUUUAUAAAAUGCCAUUUAUUGGUGGGUAAAAUGUAGAAUUUACAAUAUUUAUUUAGCAUUUUCUUAUAUAGCGAAUGAUGUUUGAACUGACGGAAAAGUCAUUUUUAGGAGUUGAUGUAACUGUUUUUGUUUUUGUCAAAGAUUCUGUAAACAUAAAGUUUUUAAAUAUUACAUAACUUCACAUAUUGGCAGAACUCUGAUCUUGACAUCUUCUUAGUAAAGGAAGUAGCAGACAUAUUAACUCUGAAAGGAAUCUUCGCCGUAUCGGACACGAGCUUGUACCGAGGCGGGGUGAUAACGUUAAGAUACCGAUAAGUGUGCCUUGCAGUAGGGAGUUUCAUACAAAGAAUACUGAACGGCUUGAAUAGAUACGGUGACGAUCCAUUUCCGAGUUGAUAUGUCUGCUUACGACCUUAAGUAUUUCCACAACUUUAAUUAUGACCAACGCAACAAAAUAAACCUCUCCGUUUUCUGACAAUAAUUUUCACAUCAUUACGCUAUAUUGUGAAAUUGCUUAUAUUUGCGCAUUUUGUUUUUUUUUAUGUUGUCGAUAUCCGUAUACAGUUCGCCAAAGUAUAUGUAUAUUUUUGUAACUACCAACAUUUAUAUUCAAAAGGUUUAUAUUAUUCAAAAUUAAAUAGUUUUUAGAACGUAGAGAAAAUUAGGAAUUUGCGGUUCACAAAAUGCCUCGUUAUAUAUAGAUUUUCACUUUACCAGCGGCUUUAUCCCCCUUCAGUAUUUCUUAAAAGGAGGGAAUAGCGACACUUGGCAAGUAGACACUAAUAAAAAUAUGGUAAUAAUAGUAUUAUCAAUGCACAAGUAAUGGUCACAUACAAUUGCGCUAUAAUAAGUACAUUCUUAAAUUACGUAAUUUUGCAAAUUUACUGUCUUCCAAACUAAUUAGGAUUUAUUGAAUUUAUCUAAUGAGGAAGCAUUAAAUCUCGGUCUACAUUUUGAAAUUUCAUUAUAAUAAAUAUACUGAUCAAUAGAGAACCUCCUCUUUUUUGAAGUCGGUCAAAGUGGGUUUUGUAUCUGUAUUUAUUAUUAUCGUUACGAGCCAAACGCAAGCCAACGAAAUUCUGACAUUUUAUUUAUUCUAUAUAUUUAUAUAUUAAGAGAAAAAAAACAUUAUCUAGUGUCCUAUAUUGUAGAUGACCAUUAUUUUGUUUUGCAUUAAAAGUAUACUUCGGUACUUAAUCAGACCACCUAAUAAUAAGUGUGAUAUUUUAAUAAUCCUUUAUUUUUUCUUUUAAAAUUGAACCAUUUGCUCUCUAAUUUUAUGUAUACAUCUUGCUAAUCGUUACACAUUUAAAUGUUAGUAUUCCUGGAUAUAAUAACUGUUUAAAAUAAUAUGAGGUCGGUAACUAUACACACGUUCAGGUAUAAAUUAGCGGUUAAUAAUCGCGAAUCUUUGAAAAGUUAAAUAGUCUGGCACUUUAUUCAUAUUAAUAAUUAUAUUAAAGUGAACUAUAUUAUUAUCAUUGAAUAAUAUAAUUAUUGUCAUAGUUAUUCAGAAGUAAUAUGUAUAACGUUUGUACUUAAUUAGUAAUAGGUAUUUAUUUUGUUGUUGGAACAGUUCUACAAUAUUGGAUACAUUAGCAACAUUUGAUGUGAUAUGAGCAAUAAUAGAGAGACAUAAUGAACCAACAAUUUAAGACUUAACAUGACUCAAUAUUUUGGGAGACGAUGGUGUAUCGCGAGUCGUCCGCGUCAGGGUAAGGCGAUCUGGGGCUAAUGGGAAUGUCGGAGCCAGUGAUAAGUUGACAUUUGUGUCUGAAUCCUCUAUUAAUUAGUGAGUUACUUUUGGGUUUAUUUUUCAUAUUGUUUUUAAGUUAUUUGUUUCAGGAUUUUUGUCCCGAUAGCAUUAGGGAAUUUUAUUUUCUUUAUUUUAACUAGGUUUAAAAUAACGAGUCUACAUACCCUCGCGAAUGAGAUGGUGUGAUUAAUACUCUAAUUUUGUCUCUUUACUGUUUUAUUUGAUUAUAUGUUCUGGGCCUAUAUUUGAAUAGUAUUUUGGCCAGUAUGUUUAGGCCUUUAGAGUUACGAAUUUUUACUGCCAAAUUAUUUUCUUACGAUAUUUGUGCAUGCACAUAGUAAUUAUUUUAUUGUAUGAUAUUUGUAAAAAAAUUAGUUACUAAUUGUUGCCAAUUUUUUGUUUUAUUAUUAAUAUUCAGGGUUUUAAUAUUUGUAAUGUUCAAUUUUAAUUUGUUGUCAUUGAUCAAAAUUAUUGUGUGUUAGUGAAGUAAAAUUAACCGAAAUAGAACUUAUUAUUAUUGCCCCAAAGGGAGCGUUUGACGCUAUUAAUAACUAUUGCUUUAGGGUUGCAAAAAUAUUAAAAAGUGGUGUGAUAAGUUUUGGAUAAUUUUACAAAUUAUACUAUUUUAUGUGUGAAUUCCAAUAUGAAUAAAUUUCAAGUUAAAAUGUCAUAUUAUAUAAUAUGUGUAAUUUUUCCAAAUAUUUACAAUGACAUUUAUAAUUCUGUCUCAUAUUUUAAAAGUAUUAUUAUUAUAAUUGUUUGUUAUCCUACCGUAUCCAUUGAUGACAUCUUACCGACAAUGUUUCCUUUGUUCUUGCCAGUAUCUUAUGUAGUGGUUGAAGUAGUUUUUUUUUGUAGUGACUAGGGUUUUCCAAUUGGAUAUACACAACAUAACAGUGUCACAUGUUUGCCUAUAUGGUGAUGUUGUUUAGAGAUGUUUAUUAGUGGUUGGUGCGGGCAAAGGCGGAUAUUCGCCGUGUCUGUUUGGCUGUAUAUUCUUGCCGUAGAAGUAAGCACAUUGUCAUGGGAUAAUGGCAGGUCAAAUGGUAUCUAUUGUCCAUUGACAUUACUCGAUAAUAAUUGUAUCAUUAGAGUACAUUACAGUAGCCUUUCUCGAAAAUCUUAAAGUUACCUAUAUACACUUAAAGAAUUUUUUGGUAAAUAUAUUUCUCUUGAAUCUAUAUUCCCUUAUGUAUCCAGCAAUAAAUUACUUCAUUAGUUGUGUAGUAUCACUGUAAAUGGCGCUGAAAAUUGCGAUUUUCUUGGCAUUCAGAAAGUGUUGUGUAGAGGGAGUAUGAUUGCGUUAGAUUGUGAAUGUCAAGGAGUUCCGCAGCGUCGGUGCCAGGUAUUGUGAUGAUGUAGGGUUCGCAGCGCACAAGGUGAGCUCUAAUGUUACCCUCCCUAUUGGAGGUGGGCGUAUUGCCUAUGUUGUGGCACCAAGCACAGCUAGAUGGUUCCGGCGACGUGUUGUGGCAUUCAACAUAUGAUUCUCAAUAUCCAACGGACCGUAUCUUUGAUUGUGGGUGGGAAAAUUGUCAACAUUACUAUCUCGAAAUAUUCCAUUAUCUAGUAAAAGCGUUAAAGACAGCAAGCUCAAACGACUGACACGAUUACUUACUUUCUUGACCCCUCCCCCCACCUCAUCAGUUAAACCUCCACUGUUUUAAAACAACAUAAAUAAUAAUAAGGUUGUGAACUCUUUGCAUUGAAAUUAUAAGCCACAUGUGUGCUUGUGCAAUAAAUAUCACAGUUUGGAUCUAGGCUUUUAAAUUAUUAUAGAUUAUAUACAUUGUUGAGCUGAUAUAAAAAUUUAAUAUAUUAUUAUACCUUUUAAUAUUGUUAAAGAAUUCUAAUUGCAUUCCACAUUUAGAGUGAACGAAUUUGAGAUGACCGUUUUCAGUCUACAUUAUACAAGUUAUUUUUUUUUACAAUUUUAGGAUUAUUAGCAGUUGCCAAUGUUUUUUUCCUUUAGUCAGUAAAAGUACAAAUAUUUUAAUAUACAAUUCUUGGUAUUUACGUAUUGUAGUGAUCUUAUUUUAUAAUUGAUUCUAUAACUGUAAGCAUAAUUUUUUGCACACGAGCGGCCAUUUAGAUAUUUCUCAUCCCAUAAAUUACUCAGUAUAUAACAAAACAUAUCAUACUGAAUCAAUUUUAUUUUCAUAGAAAUUGUCUGCAACUCCCGUAUUUAUCUCAAUGUUUUAGUUUGUAUUAAAAUGGCUUUUUUGUUUUCAAAUUAGAUUUAAGUAUAUUCUAAGUUACACCAUUAAGUUUCUUGUCAUUUUUAUGUUGUUAGGAAUAUAAAAAUUAUUGUAAACAUUGUGUGAGGGGUGCAUGAUCCAAAUGCAUAUUUUAAUUUUGAUCCAAAGAUUUCUUUUAUUCCUUUGUGGUUAUUAUUUCUUAUGAUACGAAAAUGACAUUUGUGGAGUGUGCAUUGGUAUUUGAUACUAGGGUUAACAAGAUUUUUUCUGUAGAGUUGGUGCAGCCGAGCAAAUGUCUACUAUAUUCUUUUAAGAAUAUAUUGCUCAAUAAUUUAAUUCUGUUAAAAGUAUUUUAAAUAUAGUAGAUAUAGUCCACGUCGAUGUGUUUAAUAGUGAUUGUGGACUCCAGCGACUUGAAAAUAUAUCUAACAGACAAUACCCUCCGUAAAGAUUUGAAAACAUUAUUAAAGUUUGUUUGAUUAGAUGUAGUUGUUUGCCUUCUUGGCAGCCGCAGCCUGGUGGCUGCAGGGGCCAGCAGCAUCAACACAUGGGAGUAGCACUGGCUCGCUAAUCAUUAUUCUAUACUGCUUGCAAUUCCCACCAUGUUAAAGCUUUAUCUGUGUCGGUCCACUUUCUUCUCCACAUAUCUUUCUCUUAUUGUAUGAUUGACACAAUAGUCGCAGUUGGGAUAAUGUCUUCAGUAUACCUUGUGUGGUGGUGUUGACUGAACGAGAUGUACAUUGUUGCCCCACAGUCAACGAAAAUUGUUAUGUAAUCCAUACAGGAGUCUCUGCUGCAUUGUGCCUAGAUCUUAGAAGUUAAUGGUAUCAAGGUAGAGUUAAUCUCAAUAUUUUGGCUCUUUGAAUAUUCCAUGAUAUUAUUUUGUUUUUCAUGAAAAUGUAUUUACAUUAUAUACAUACAUACACUUAGUAAUAUUAUUGUAUACAUGAAUAUACACAUUGCGUGAUUUUUAACUUGAUGUUUAAUUUUAUUAUAAAAUUAAGAUGCCCAACUGGUUAUUAUCUGUCCACGAUUCGGAAGCUGUGGAGGAAUUGAGUUACAAAAUUAGAGUCAUGUUAAUAACCAAUGUGAAGUAUAGUUUCUAGAUUUAGUUGUGGACAGGAGUAGUCUUUUUUGGUUUUAACUAGUUGCACAUCUUAUUUUGACCAAAUUCUUUUGCUGCUCACGUGACCUGAGAGUUGUACAUUUGGUUUGCACUCAUUUAAUAGUUUUACGGCGAGUGCAAGUCUUCACGUGACCUGAGCGGUGGUUUCUUAUUAUUAAUUAUAAAUUUAUUAUCGUGAACUGUGGCCAGGAUAACAACAACACAGAGCAGUGUAACUGAGAGCCUGCCUAAAAUAUAUUUUUGUCAUGAUUUUAUUUAGGUAUAUACAUGUUAUUAUUCACAUAUUACAGUUUUCUCAAUAUUAGCUUGUAUUUUAAUUAAGAAAUAAUCAUAUUUAACAUUGCCAGGUGAUCAGCAACCUGCACUUUAAUAUUUUUGGAAACUAUUGAACUUAAAUUGUACUGACUUUAUAAAUAUAUUUACUUCAAUAAAGAUUUUCCAUGCCACUAAA